CAGGCUCAUUUUAAAAUUGAAGAGAUUUCAUGUCCCAUAACUAGCUGAGAGAGAGGCAAACAGCAGAAAUCUGUAUGAUAGCAAUUGUGAAACAAGGCAGCCACCAGACAUGAUAUACCAUCACUUUUGUCUUUGGUAGAAUAGGGAGAUGAGAGCUUUGUUGCAAGGGUCCUUGCCUGCUGAGGACAAUGCCCACUAUGCAUUCUUGGGAUUCAAGCUGACCAAGAGAACUGUAGCCCUAACCAAGCAGAACAGGAGAACACGGUUCCUGCUUUGCCAGCUCUCCUGACUACAGCCCUACCUGUUGCCUCUGACCCCUGUUGUCAUGCCAAGAGGCCACAAGCAUAAGGGCCACUCCUGUGCCGAACAUCACCAGGCACGUAGGGAUAGCCAAGGUCACAAGAGUGAUCACCCUACUUCAGGCAGAGGGUCAACAUCCCUUCCUGUUAGCCAAUCUAAUUCCCCAAGCUUUUCUGGGGCUUCUACUCCUCAGGGAUCUUUGUUUCUUCCAUCUCCUGAUGCAGAUACAUCUAGCACAGGCUCUGGUUUAGGUGCUGAGGCUUCUGCUGGCAGUGGUGAUGCAGAAAGUCUAUGUACCCCCUCUUGCAGCUUUCAAGUAGAACCCACCACCCAGCCAAUAUGCAAAGAUGCUCUUACCAAGGAGGCUAGUAUGUUGGUAGACUUCCUGCUGGAGAAGUUUCAGAAGAGUGAGCAUUUUACAGAUGCUGAUAUGCGGAAGGUGGUCAACAAGAAAUACAAGAAACGGUUUUCUGACAUCCUGAGGAAAUCUUCCUCCCGUAUGGAAAUGAUCUUUGGAAUGCAAUUAAAGAAAAUCAAUACCAGUAAUCAAACCUAUGCCAUUGUCAGCAAGCUAGGUCUCUCCACUGAUGAAAUUCUAAGUGGCAAAAGGGGGUUGCCAAAGAUGGGUCUUCUGAUGACCAUCUUGGGUCUGAUCUUUGCAAACGGCAACUGUGUCACUGAGGAAGAGAUCUGGAAAUUCCUGAGGGUGUUAGGAGUAUAUGCAGGGAAGAAGCACUUGAUCUUUGGGGAACCCCGAAGGCUCAUCACCAGAGAUCUGGUUGAGCAAAAUUAUCUUGAGAUUCGUAAGAUAUCUGAGGGUAAAUCCCCAAGAUAUGAUUUCCUAUGGGGUCCCCGGGCCUAUAUAGAAGCCAGUAAAAUGAAAGUCCUAGAAGUUUGGGCUAAGAUCAACGACACCACUCCCAGCUUCUUCCCUGCUCUGUAUGAAGAAGCUCUUAAAGAACAAAUGGAGAGAGCAGAACUGGAAUCCUUAGGUCCCACAGCUGCAAUGGACAGGGUUCAUCCCAGGUGUAUGUCCUGCAGCUUCUCCCACAAAUAGCUGCAACGAAAGUUGAGCUUUCAAUUCCUGUUUGAAAUGUAGUCAGCCUUCUGUGUAGUGGAGUUUAUGGGUUACAGGAAUAAAGCUUAUAUUUUCUUUUAUUUGUUUAUACAAAUAAACAAAUAUGUUUAUGUAUAUUUGCUUUGGUGAACUGCAAAUGUUCUGCUGAUGGAAAGUUAAUUUGUUUCACAAUCUUUGUUUCUCGAUGCUAUGCUUCAUACAUCUAUUGCUGCAUUUCAAUGUUACAACCAAGUGUUCUGUUACUUUAAAAACAAACUGAAAAUUUUCCACAAGUUCCUUUUUAGUGUUACAUAAGAAAACAUGAAUUUGUAAAAGUUAUUCUCAUGGAAAUGUAAUGUCACACAUUGGUGAAACAAAUAGAGUAAUAAACUAGUUAGCUGUGUGAUUUUGUCUCUUGUUUGUAAUAUCUAUUGAGACAAGCUUGGAUUUGAUUACUCAAUGUAUGAACUAAUGGAUUAUAAUAAACUUCUUAUGUACUC
Messenger RNA from Mastomys coucha (southern multimammate mouse), 1857 nucleotides. Its product is annotated as melanoma-associated antigen B4-like. Gene Ontology annotation, biological process: negative regulation of transcription by RNA polymerase II. The coding region runs from base 326 to 1357 and encodes 343 amino acids. Lineage: Eukaryota; Metazoa; Chordata; Mammalia; Rodentia; Muridae. The record is from RefSeq and is a predicted model, not a curated record. Gene Ontology annotation, cellular component: nucleus. The transcript is spliced from 3 exons.